CUCUGGGGAGGGAAGAGGACAGCUAACUGGUGGUCAUGAUACAGCCAGUACUUCUACUCCUGCUACUGGCAGCCAUGUCCUCGCCAGUGUUUGGAACUGAGAUAUCAGUACUAGAGGGAACCUCUGUUACCCUUGUCUGCACAUAUCUAGGGGGUAAAAAGCUUGAGACAUGCUGGGGCAGAAGUUGUGGAUUUGUUCAGUGUACUGAUACCAUAAUGGAAGAUAAAUCCAAAUAUAAAAUUAACGCUGAAGUUGGAACAGUGAAUCUCACCAUUUUAAAACUACAGCCGACAGACCGUGGGAGCUACUGCUGCAGAGUCUAUGUCCCUGGAUGGUUCAAUGACCUUAAACAAUUCUACAGCCUGAGGGUAGUCAAAGGUUGUGUGAGGGACCUACUGGACAAAGUCCAUUUUCUGGGGAACAAUAUUGCGAAUCAGCCAUUUACAACCGAAAAUGCAAGUCAGUGCAGGCAGGAAUGCACCAAAAAUGACACAUGCCAGUACUUCACAUUUGUUGAUGAAAACGCAGGAAUAAUAGUCCACAGAAACAAAUGUUUCCUGAAGGCCUCAACUGGUCAUACGCCUGAAAUUACAAUACAGCACCUCCAACAUGCAACCUCAGGCUACUCUCUGAGAAACUGCAGUGGUAAAGUCACCUACUCAGCCAAAAAGUACAGCCUCGUCCCUGAGAAGAAAAACUGGACCGAAGCACAAGAAUACUGCAGACAACACUACACAAAUCUGUCCAUCAUAUGCACAGAAGAGGAUUGGAAGGCAAUUCAAUCCUCUUUGGGUAAUUUCAGUGGUGAUGUGUGGAUUGGGCUCCAUAGGUCUGGUCCAACUGAAAAGUGGAAGUGGUCUGAUGGAGAGGACUUCAUGUUCUUUAACUGGGAAAACAGUUUUGGUCUCAACACUGUGGGUUACGACUGUGUCUUGUCUAUUUCAUCUCAUUGGCAACCAGGGAAUUGUGCAGCCCUAAAUCAGUAUAUGUGUCAACGAGUUCGUCAUGGUAAUGGAACAACAGAGAAGGUGUAUGAGCUGAUGCCUGGGGCAAUGAUGUGGCAGGAUGCUGUGACAGACUGCAGGACAAUAAAAGGCAGAGAACUGGCGAACAUCUGUAACCAGAAAGAACAGGAAGCCUUUGAUGAGGUGACUACAGAGAAAACCUGGAUUGGACUUCAGCAGAAGAACAAACUAUGGAAUUGGUCAAAUGGAGAACCAUUUCAGCAAUGGGAACAUACCAUGGGAGGUGGAAACUGUGUACAGCUGAACUCAGACAGAAAAUGGACACCAAAAGAUUGCUCUAGUCAAAGUAUUUUCCUUUGCUAUGGAGAUGAACACCCACUUAACACCACAGGGGAUUUGACCAUUCCUGUUACCCCUGAAACCACCAGCCCUAUUUCCACCACAACACCUACCACUUUACUACCUACUGCUACUAAUGGACAGUCCACCACCUCACCAGCUACCACUACUAAUGGACAGUCCACCACCUCACCUACUACAACCACUAAUGGACAGUCCACCACCUCACCAACUACAACCACUAAUGGACAACUGGAAUCCUACAUCCUCACCCAGUAG
Molecule: messenger RNA, 1583 nt
Organism: Oncorhynchus kisutch (coho salmon)
Lineage: Eukaryota; Metazoa; Chordata; Actinopteri; Salmoniformes; Salmonidae
Exons: 9
Coding region: 36-1583 (515 amino acids)
Biological process (GO): proteolysis
Cellular component (GO): extracellular region
Molecular function (GO): protein binding
Source: RefSeq, a predicted model, not a curated record